Molecule: messenger RNA, 1580 nt
Organism: Diatraea saccharalis (sugarcane borer)
Lineage: Eukaryota; Metazoa; Arthropoda; Insecta; Lepidoptera; Crambidae
Source: the annotation of a GenBank genome assembly
UCUGUGGUAUCUCUUAUUGGUCUGUGUUAAAAACCAAUUAAAAACUUAUAAAAGCAUGCGUUCUAUAAAAGGUUAUUUAUUUUGUAUUUGAACUUGUCGCAAGUCUGACGUUAUAGUUUUACGGUGUUUUGUGAGAAGUUGUUUAUUAUUAGAGAAUAUUUCAUAUUAAAUCGCUAUGAGUUCUUUAGCAACCAGUUCUAGUAAUGCUAAGCAUUCUAUACCUAUUGACAUUUUAGAUGACUUGUGCAGCCGUUUUAUUAUUAAUCUCCCGCCCGAAGAUAGAGGAAAUUUAGUGCGGAUAUGUUUUCAAAUUGAGCUAGCUCAUUGGUUCUACUUGGAUUAUUAUUGCACAGACGAAACCAAGCUGAACCCCUGCGGUAUUAGGGAAUUUGCCGCACAUAUAUUUCAACAUGUACCACAACUCAGAGAGCAUAUAGGCAGCCUUGAUGCCGUUCUAGGAAACUGGCGGGAAUACAAACAGACAGUACCUACUUAUGGUGCAAUACUUCUAGAUACAGAUCUAACACAUGUAUUGCUUGUCCAGUCUUAUUGGACUAAGGCUUCAUGGGGCUUUCCUAAGGGGAAAGUCAAUGAAGAUGAAGAACCUUGGAAGUGUGCUGUUAGAGAAGUACUGGAAGAGACAGGGUUUGAUAUAAGUAAAUUAAUCAAUAAAAAUGAUUAUAUUGAAGCUAUGAUUCAUGAACAAAUAGUACGUCUUUAUAUUAUAGGGUAUAUACCACGAGAAACUAAAUUUCAGCCAAAAACAAGAAAUGAAAUAAAAGCGUGUGAGUGGUUCCCAUUAGCUGAUUUGCCUGCAAACAAGAAAGAUAUGACACCUAAAGUGAAAAUGGGCGUCAGUCCAAAUGCUUUUUUCAUGGUGCUACCAUUUGUGAAGCGUAUGAGGCGUUGGGUCUCUGAACGUAAUCCAAAAGUAUUCAGUAAUAGUACGAGACGUACAAGACAUAAAUCCAUGGGAGACAUUGAAUCAUCAUCAAGUAAGAGUAAGACAAAAACUAUAUCUCAAGGCUUACAAAAUGAAAUCCAGGAGUACCAGCAGCAAAAUCCCAGUCAUAAACAUAAGAAUCUCAGUCAUAGCAGUAGUAAUAAUAGCCAGGCACACCAUCAUAUUCACUCGAAUCCUAUACAUGUGCAUAGUAGCACUCAGAUCCCUAGCACAUCCAAAUCUAUCCACAUUCAGCAGUCUAGUAAUAAGAAGGAACGUAAAGUUGCAAAACGACAGCUAUUUACUCCUCAGAAUACUCGUACAGAUAGCUUUUCACCAGUACAAAAAGAAAGUGCUAGUAAUGAGGCUACAGAUGACUUAAGUGUUUAUUUAGAUUUCGUGGCUCCUUCUUGGGCUAAUUUCAAGUUUAAUAGGCAUGCUAUAAUGGAGUGCCUAACUUGAAAUGGUUAUGUGAACGCAGCAAGGUUUAACUUUUGUAUUAAAGUUUUUGUUUCCUUAAGUUUUCUUAAGAACAAUUGACUUGAAAGUUGCAAUAGAUUUGUUAUUAUAAAUAUAUUGCAUAGAGUGAAUUUUGUAGUUUUAUUAAUUCUCUUGCAAUUUUUAUAAAAAGAAAGCA